Salvelinus namaycush (lake trout) is the source of this 2256-nucleotide messenger RNA. Its product is annotated as reticulon-4 receptor-like 1. NCBI's taxonomy places the organism in Eukaryota, Metazoa, Chordata, Actinopteri, Salmoniformes, Salmonidae. The transcript is spliced from 5 exons. The coding region runs from base 1 to 2256 and encodes 751 amino acids. The record is from RefSeq and is a predicted model, not a curated record. Gene Ontology annotation, molecular function: protein binding. Gene Ontology annotation, cellular component: plasma membrane.
AUGCACACAGAGAAAUGGAUUGAUAAGGCAUGGAGGAAGAUGCACACAGAGAAAUGGAUUGAUAAGGCGUGGAGGAAGAUGCACACAGAUAAAUGGAUUGAUAAGGCGUGGAGGAAGAUGCACACAAAGAAAUGGAUUGAUAAGGCGUGGAGGAAGAUGCACACAGAGAAAUGGAUUGAUAAGGCGUGGAGGAAGAUGCACACAGAGAAAUGGAUUGAUAAGGCGUGGAGGAAGAUGCACACAGAGAAAUGGAUUGAUAAGGCGUGGAGGAAGAUGCACACAGAGAAAUGGAUUGAUAAGGCGUGGGGGAAGAUGCACACAGAGAAAUGGAUUGAUAAGGCGUGGAGGAAGAUGCACACAGAGAAAUGGAUUGAUAAGGCGUGGAGGAAGAUGCACACAGAGAAAUGGAUUGAUAAGGCGUGGAGGAAGAUGCACACAGAGAAAUGGAUUGAUAAGGCAUGGAGGAAGAUGCACACAGAGAAAUGGAUUGAUAAGGCGUGGAGGAAGAUGCACAACGGUAUCUCCAGUUCAGCUGAGGAGACCUCUGUCGUAGGUACCUCCAGUUCAGCUGAGGAGACCUCUCAGUCGCAGGUACCUCCAGUUCAGCUGAGGAGACCUCUCAGUCGCAGGUACCUCCAGUUCAGCAGAGGAGACCUCUCAGUCGCAGUUCAGCAGAGGAGACCUCUCUGUCGUAGGUACCUCCAGUUCAGCAGAGGAGACCUCUCAGUCGUAGGUAUCUCCAGUUCAGCUGAGGAGACCUCUCAGUCGCAGCUAUGUCCUCUCAUACAUGUUCCUCUCUCUGUCCUCUCUCCAGGCUGCGGGCUAGAGUUCCUGCUGGUUCUCUGUGGUCUGGAGCUUUCCUGGUCCUGCCCACACCACUGUAUCUGCUACACCGCGCCCAGUACCGUCAGCUGCCAGGCACACAACUUUCUGUCCAUCCCCGAAGGCAUUCCCCCACACAGCGAGCGUAUCUUCCUACAGAACAACAAGAUCCACCGGCUGCUGCAGGGCCACUUCAGCCCCACCACGGUCACACUGUGGAUCUACUCCAACAACAUCACCUACAUCGAGCCCUCCACCUUCCACGGCUUUGCCCAGCUGGAGGAGCUGGACCUGGGGGACAACCGUCACCUGCGUUCCCUGGCUGCAGACACCUUCCAUGGGCUGAGCCGGCUCCAUGCUCUGCACCUGUACCGCUGUGGGCUCAGUGCGCUGCCCAGUAACAUCUUCCAGGGGCUACGCAACCUGCAGUAUCUGUACCUACAGGAUAAUCACCUGGAGUUCCUGCAGCAUGACAUAUUUGUGGACCUCCACAACCUGAGCCACCUGUUCCUGCAUGGGAACCGUCUGUGGUCGCUGCACCAGAACACCUUCCGGGGGCUGGGGGCCCUGGACCGCCUGCUGCUGCACCACAACCAGCUGCAGUGGGUGGACCGCCUGGCCUUCCACGACCUGCGUCGCCUCACCACCCUCUACCUGUUUAACAACUCACUGACCGAGCUGUCUGGAGACUGCCUGGCACUACUGCCUGCCCUGGAGUACCUGCGCCUCAACGACAACCCCUGGGAGUGUGACUGCAAGGCCCUGUCGCUGUGGGACUGGCUCAAACGCUUCAGAGGUUCUACUUCGUCUGUAGGCUGUCAGGCCCCGGCCGAGCUGGCUGGGAAAGACCUCAAGCAGCUCCGCAAGGAGGACUUCCCCAACUGCUCUGGCUCUGAGUCCCUGCACCAGAGCAAGACCUGGGCCGGGACUGAUAAGGUGUCUCUGAAGAAGGAGCCGGACCCGGUGCCACCGCCUCACUCCCACCCCCACCGUCCUCACCACAAUGAGGCGCCACACUACCCCUCGCCGCCUUCGCCUCUGCCCCAUCCGCCCCCAUCCAUAAGCGGGGAGGCCCCGGGAUCAGAGGGACAGCCUGGGGUUGCGCCCCCUCAGAAGCCAGGCCGUGCUCGGAACUGCACCCGCCAGCGUGUCAGGGGAGGCAAGGGGAAGGGGCAGAACGAGGUGCAUACCUUAAAGGAGAUGGCCGAUAAAGAAUAUUCCUUGCCUGAUUUUGAAGGGGGAAAAUAUGACCACACGUCCCCGGAUGGCACCAUCACGCGGAGGAAGCAUAAGUGCCCUCCCCGGACCACUGUUCGCCCCCCUAGUGGGGUGCAACAAGCCACCAAUAGGGCCAUGUUCUCCCAGCCCUUAGUGCAUCUCAGUACCAUACUGGGAGCUUUGUUGCCCGUGACCAUUGUCCAUAUUCUCCGCUGA